AUGUCCCACAUACUAAAAACAAUAACACAAAAGUCAGAAUUGGAUUUCGUCCGUGCCCAACAACGUGAACUUGAAGAGAUGCUCAUUCCGUUGGAAGAGAGCCUUCAGCAAGAAGUGAACAACAUGCCACACGAUACGGAGCGCGAUCACACAUAUCAGCUAGCGGAGAAUAUCGAUUCACAAAUGAGGCGAUUGGCCGACGACCUAAAAGAGAUUAUCGAAAGAAUGAAUGCGGCUAGCAGGCACGAAGCGACAGCUGAUCCGAUUGCCAAAAUAGCGCGAAUUCUGAACGCUCAUACAGACUCCCUUCAAUGGGCAGAAUCCAGUUGUACAGCUCUGCAACGCAAACUUGACGAUGUAGGACGUGGACUUGAACAGCAGCGCAGAGACCAAGAUCGUUCUUUCCGUUUUGCCUAACUUUUUGCGAACAAGUAGCGUUUCUUUUCCUUUUGGGCUCUUAAAACUAUCGAUUUCUGAUGGAAGUUCGUAAGAACUAAAAUAUACAUUGCUAAGUAUAUUCUGCUUAUUGCAGUUGUUCAGCUUAUACGCUUCAGCAUUUGUAAGUCUACAUAAUAGAAAGAUUACCUUUUCUUCUUA
Daphnia magna is the source of this 597-nucleotide messenger RNA. RefSeq names its product nuclear pore glycoprotein p62-like. Gene Ontology annotation, cellular component: nuclear pore; nuclear pore central transport channel. Gene Ontology annotation, molecular function: structural constituent of nuclear pore; phospholipid binding. The record is from RefSeq and is a predicted model, not a curated record. Gene Ontology annotation, biological process: protein import into nucleus; RNA export from nucleus. Lineage: Eukaryota; Metazoa; Arthropoda; Branchiopoda; Diplostraca; Daphniidae.